Messenger RNA from Dissoconium aciculare CBS 342.82, 474 nucleotides. RefSeq lists its product as uncharacterized. The transcript has 2 exons. The record is from RefSeq and is a predicted model, not a curated record. NCBI's taxonomy places the organism in Eukaryota, Fungi, Ascomycota, Dothideomycetes, Mycosphaerellales, Dissoconiaceae. The coding region runs from base 1 to 474 and encodes 157 amino acids.
AUGCAGGAUUCCAAGGAUGAAAAGGUCAUUGUCGCGGCCGAUGAGAUUGCUGUCAGGCUACCCAUCGCCCAUGGCUCCCGUCAAAGCAAUAAAUACCAGUGGUUCAGGAGAUUGACCACUCGCGGCUCGACUGAGUUACAGCGCGCGACCACACCAGGUCAAGUCGAAGCUGGCAAUCAACGCAACGCAACGCUCCCACAACAUCCAGCGGUGACGGCUCAGCGCCCGACCCGUCAUCGCGAUUUUCUUUUCGAGCCCAACUUGCGAUCUGCAAUGAAUGUAGGUGGACUUCCACAAUCGAGUGUUUAUGGCACAAAUACUUCCAAAACGCGACGCAGUUGGUAUACUGAUAUCGUCUGCGUGUCGAUUCUGAUCGGACUGGGCUUCCUUGGCUUGGCCAUCUUCUACCUUCAAUCGAAUCAGAGCAAUGAGAUAACACAGUAUCGCCACAAGGACGGGGAUCACCAUCAUUGA